This is a messenger RNA of Temnothorax curvispinosus, 1139 nucleotides long. Its product is annotated as kelch domain-containing protein 10-like. The transcript has 2 exons. The record is from RefSeq and is a predicted model, not a curated record. Gene Ontology annotation, molecular function: protein binding. The coding region runs from base 567 to 1139 and encodes 190 amino acids. Gene Ontology annotation, biological process: positive regulation of stress-activated MAPK cascade. Lineage: Eukaryota; Metazoa; Arthropoda; Insecta; Hymenoptera; Formicidae.
GAUUUUCAUUACUGAAAGUUGCUGACGGUGAAUAUCGGAAUGCAGCAGCCGGAGUGAACGGCGACCUCCAGGUUCGAGCACUUCGAGCCCUCAAGAGAGAACACACUCGAGAAGAGUGCGUCCGACGUCGGCCGUCGUCGCGAGAGCGUGAAGAACCGUUCUGAACCCUUUGUCGCGGUCACGGGAAAAGCGACUCCACUUGAUCCGCUUGAUCGUCGUUCCGACGAGCGCCGUGCGCGUCAGAGGGCGGAAAGAGAGGGGCGCGUGUCGCGAAUCUUGUCCGCGCGAGGAUGACCUGCAGUUCUUCCCCGAGAUCCACCCAGGUUAGACGGAUUUGACACCUGUAAAGUAGGUGAGGCCUGUGGAGCGGGCGUGGAGGUUAGGUUGACCGUUCUUGGAGGUUAGGAAUGAGCGCGAUACGCGACGCAGCCCCGCCGAGGAGAAGAGCCACGUAGUGCGCCGAGUCUUUCAGAUCGCUUUCGUCGCUUGAGCGCUUACUCGUCGCGCGACGCGACGUUCGGAUUCACCGGGUGAACGACGGGCGGGUGAGAAUCGACGGAGGAAGCAUGUACACGUUCAAGCCGUUUGUGUUCACCAAGCACAGGGCGAACGGGCGGGAGCGGCCGAAGGCGCGGAGCGGCCACCGGAUCGCGUGCGACCAUCGGAAUCUGUACUCGUACGGCGGAUUCAAUCCGUGCGUGUCCGACACCGACCCGGACAUGCGCAACGACCAGACGUGGUACGCCAGCAAGCCGCUGUUCAAGGAGCUGUGGCGCUUCAACCUGGUCAGCGAGCGGUGGAAGCGGCUGCCCGGCCAGGAGAACAUGCCGAACGAGCUGGCGUCGAACGCGGUGAUACUGCGCGGCAACGCGCUGAUGGUGUACGGCGGCACCGGCGUGCCCUUCGGCGAGAGCUGCAGCAAUCAGCUGUACGUUUGCAACGUGGACGACGGCGUGAUGAACGUCGUGCCGGCCACUGGCGAGCUACCCGAACCCCAGUAUGGCCAGGUAAUUUGUUUUUGCUCUUGCUAUUUGAAUUUUUUGCCUUCUAAGGAUUUUAAGAUUUAUUUGGAUAGUUAUGGAUCUUUGAAAUUUAUGGUUCUUGUUUCUAUCACAAUGGGACAAUAUUGGUUCCAUUAA